Molecule: messenger RNA, 435 nt
Organism: Histoplasma mississippiense
Lineage: Eukaryota; Fungi; Ascomycota; Eurotiomycetes; Onygenales; Ajellomycetaceae
Exons: 1
Coding region: 1-435 (144 amino acids)
Source: RefSeq, a predicted model, not a curated record
AUGUCCAACGCGCUCAGCCUAACAGGCCUCGAAAUGCUCUCCCCAGAAGAAAAAUCACGCCGCAUAGCAGCAGUAGCCAACGACAUCGCCGCCUCCAUCAUCUACAUCGCCAAGCAAGCAGCGGUGGGAAACGUCAGCACAGAACAGAUCACGCCCAUCUACAAUCUAAUAGACAAGGUGAAUAUGGUCGGGAGGCGGCAUAUAAAGCGGCUGGAGAGGGAGCUGGAGGAACAGGAUCAGCAAAUUGAGGAGAUGAGGGGUAUGUUGGGCGAACGGGUUGUUAAGCAGAUUGAGGAGAUUGAGGGGAGGCAUCUAGAGGAGAUGCGCAGGGUGACGGAGGGUGCGGACUCGGUGGUCAGAGAGCUGAGGGCGAGUGUGGAGAGACUUGAGAGCAAGCUCAGGGAGUUGGAGGGUGAUGGGCUGGGGAUGUUGUAG